Messenger RNA from Ochotona princeps (American pika), 1760 nucleotides. RefSeq names its product methyltransferase 15, mitochondrial 12S rRNA N4-cytidine (gene METTL15). Lineage: Eukaryota; Metazoa; Chordata; Mammalia; Lagomorpha; Ochotonidae. The transcript has 8 exons. Gene Ontology annotation, biological process: rRNA base methylation. Gene Ontology annotation, molecular function: rRNA (cytosine-N4-)-methyltransferase activity. Bases 369 to 1574 code for a protein of 401 amino acids. The record is from RefSeq and is a predicted model, not a curated record.
CAACGCCCGGUCGCUUCCGGAGGCUGCGACGGGUGGGCGGGGCCUCGGCGCCGCCAGGGAGGGUCCGCGGCCUGCGGUUCCGCGCGUGGCGGCUCGCGGCGUGCCGGGCGCGGGCGAGGAACUUGAGAUCCUUGGUGACCUUUGCGUGCGGGGUUCCAAGAGGCGGAACGGAAGGCAGCCAGGCCUGGGUUGCUGGGGCGGACGUGAGCCCCACCUGUCCGUCCCUGCCAGCGUCCCCCUGGGCGCCGGGUUCGGUCCUCCGGCUUGGCCCAGCGCGAGGCCGACCGAGUACUCUUCGCGUCCCAGGGACAGUGACUCAUGUAAAAUUAACUUGAAGAUGAGACGUCAACAAUUUGUUGACCUACAGGAUGCUUCGAUACUCGUGUUUUUAUAGGAUAUAUAAAGAAUUUCCUUCAUGCUGGUUGGAAUUCGGCAGGCUUAAUUUGGGAUCUUGGCCAAAAAGAGUGCAUUCUACAGCUGAAAGAUGUAAUGAGUAUGAAACCCAGGGACAUGCGUCUCAGAUUGGACCUCAGGAGUUCCACAGUUCUCAAGAAAGAGAUUUUGAAGUUAUGCCUAAAUUACACAUUCCAGUGAUGGUGGAUGAAGUUGUUCGUUGUUUGGCACCACAGAAAGGACAGAUUUUUCUAGACAUGACAUUUGGUUCAGGAGGACACUCAAGAGCCAUACUACAGAAAGAGUCAGAUAUUAUCCUGUACACCCUAGACAGAGACCCAGCAGCCUACGCUAUAGCUGAGCAGCUUUCAGACUUAUAUCCUAAACAAGUCCGAGCGAUGUUAGGGCAGUUCAGCCAAGCGGAAGAUUUAUUAAUGAAAGCUGGAGUGCAGCCAGGGACUUUUGAUGGAGUUCUUUUGGAUCUUGGGUGUUCCUCCAUGCAACUUGAUGCUCCUGAACGAGGUUUUUCCAUUCGGAAGGAUGGCCCCUUGGACAUGAGGAUGGAUGGUGGCAGGUACCCUGACAUGCCCACCGCUGCUGAUGUUGUGAAUGCUUUAGAUCAACCGGCACUUGCCUCCAUCCUCAGGACGUAUGGGGAAGAAAAGCAUGCCAAGAAAAUUGCUUCAGCAAUCGUGCUGGCACGUACUGUCUGUCCCAUCACCAGAACCCAGCAGCUUGCCAGAGUCAUUGCAGGUGCGUUUCCUCCCUCUGCUAUUUACGCUCGAAAAGACUUGCUGCAGCGAUCUACGCAUAUUGCUACCAAGACCUUCCAGGCCCUUCGCAUAUUUGUGAACAAUGAGCUCAAUGAACUCUACGCAGGACUGAAGACAGCCCAGAAGUUUCUGAGACCUGGUGGUCGCCUUGUUGCCCUCUCUUUCCAUUCGCUAGAGGAUCGCAUUGUCAAACGAUUUUUACAUGGGAUAAGCAUGACAGAAAGGUUUAACUUAACUAUUAAACAGAAGGUGGCAGAGGCCUCACAAUUGAGCUCAGAAGUCCCUGCAGGAAAAGCUCCUUUAAUGUGGAAAUUGAUAAACAAGAAGGUACUUACUCCAGAGGAUCAAGAUGUACAGGAAAACCCCAGAGGACGCUCAGCUAAGCUUAGAGCAGCUAUCAAAUUAUGAGAAAAGUACCAUCAUCUAAUCUUCAAAUUUUAGUUAUUCCAGAAUAACUGUAUAGAUCUCAAAAUGUGAGAGUGUGGAGAUUAAUGGUGUUUAGCAUUUUUUCUCAGAAAGCAACUUAAAAAAAUAUUAGCUUAACAGAAAAUUUAACUCAACAUCAUGUCAAUGCUCAGAAAAUGCUCAUCUUUG